Molecule: messenger RNA, 2006 nt
Organism: Cornus florida
Lineage: Eukaryota; Viridiplantae; Streptophyta; Magnoliopsida; Cornales; Cornaceae
Product: squalene monooxygenase SE1-like
Exons: 8
Coding region: 187-1758 (523 amino acids)
Biological process (GO): sterol biosynthetic process
Cellular component (GO): membrane; endoplasmic reticulum
Molecular function (GO): flavin adenine dinucleotide binding; squalene monooxygenase activity
Source: RefSeq, a predicted model, not a curated record
CAGUCCUAAAACUUCUCCCAGUCACUCGUUCUAACUAAUUCAUUCAAAGAAGGCAAUUCCAGCGAGGAGAGAGAAACUGUGUGAUUCUAGAGGGAGAAAGUGAGUGAUUUUAGAGCGAGUGUUCGUUCUCGUCGGCCUCUGGCGUCGUCUUAAUCUCGAUCUCGUAGUUCGAUUUGCAUUUCGAAAAUGGUGGAUCAGUACGUGUUAGGUUCGAUCUUCGCUGCAUUUCUUGGGGUCGUGGUGUUGUACAACUUGUUUGCGAGGAGAAAUGGGAAGAGAGGGUCAGUGGAGGUCAGCCAGAGCACCACUACCACCACCACCACCGCCAUUAACGGAGAAUGCAGAUCCAAGACCGGCGCCGUCGAUGUCAUCAUCGUCGGCGCCGGCGUUGCUGGUGCGGCUCUCGCUCACACUCUCGGCAAGGAUGGGCGUCGGGUGUGCGUGAUUGAAAGAGAUUUGACAGAGCCUGACCGAAUUGUUGGAGAAUUGCUGCAACCUGGCGGCUACCUCAAAUUGAUUGAGUUAGGACUUGAAGAUUGUGUGGAGAACAUUGAUGCCCAGCGGGUGUUUGGUUAUGCUCUUUUCAAGGACGGAAAGAAUACUCGGCUCUCUUAUCCAUUGGAAAAAUUUCACUCUGAUGUUUCAGGAAGGAGUUUUCACAAUGGUCGAUUCAUUCAAAAAAUGCGGGAGAAAGCUGCAACCCUACCAAAUGUGCAACUCGAGCAAGGAACAGUCACAUCUCUGCUUGAAGAAGAAGGGACCAUUAAAGGUGUGCAAUACAAGACUAAAAAUGGUGAUGAAGUGAGAGCUUAUGCACCUCUGACCAUUGUAUGUGAUGGCUGUUUUUCGAACUUGCGCCGUUCCCUUUGCACACCUAAGGUAGACGUGCCCUCUUGUUUUGUUGGUUUAUUGUUAGAGAACUGCAAUCUUCCAUAUGUCAACCAUGGGCAUGUUAUUUUGGCCGAUCCAUCCCCCAUCUUAUUUUACAAGAUCAGCAGUACGGAGAUACGCUGUUUGGUUGAUGUGCCCGGUCAAAAGGUGCCUUCUAUUUCAAAUGGUGAAAUGGCCAAGUAUUUGAAGACUUUUGUUGCUUCCCAGAUUCCUCCUCAGCUGUAUGAUGCCUUCAUUGCUGCAAUUGAUAAAGGAAACAUAAGGACAAUGCCAAACAGAAGCAUGCCAGCUGAUCCUCAUCCUACUCCCGGGGCCCUAUUGAUGGGAGACGCAUUCAACAUGCGCCACCCGCUAACUGGUGGAGGAAUGACUGUUGCACUGUCUGAUAUCGUUGUGCUACGUGAUCUCCUUAAGCCUCUGCGUGACCUGAACGAUGCACCUACUCUUUGCAAAUAUCUUGAAUCUUUUUACACCUUGCGCAAGCCUGUGGCUUCCACAAUAAAUACUUUGGCAGGUGCCCUGUACAAGGUGUUUUGUGCUUCACCUGAUCAAGCAAGGAAGGAAAUGCGCGAGGCAUGCUUCGAUUAUUUAAGCCUAGGAGGUGUUUGCUCAACAGGGCCAGUGUCUUUACUGUCAGGUUUAAACCCCCGCCCAUUGAGCUUGGUUGUCCAUUUCUUUGCGGUGGCAAUAUUCGGUGUUGGUCGGUUGUUGUUGCCAUUUCCCUCUCCUAAACGCAUGUGGAUCGGAGCCAGAUUGAUUUCGAGUGCAUCAGGAAUCAUCUUCCCUAUUAUCAGGUCAGAAGGAGUAAGGCAAAUGUUCUUCCCUGCAACUGUUCCUGCUUAUUACAGAGCUCCUCCUGUUUAUUAAGGGUUGUGAAAAGCGAAUUAAACACGCAUGGACUGUCAAGAUUGGCUAGUGUUUGCAGUAACUGCUAUCUCUUAUUCAAAAGUUAGUGUGGAGGACAACAAUAGCUUCUCCAAAGAGAAGAGAAAUUGUAACACAUUUUUUCUUUUUAGGUUUUUGUUUCAGUGUACUAAUUUCAUUCUUUCAAAUCAAAGUAAUAUGUAAUUGUAUUCCUUCAAUGUAUUCUUGAUGCUUAUUUCAUUGAUUGGUUA